This is a messenger RNA of Knipowitschia caucasica, 717 nucleotides long. The record is from the annotation of a GenBank genome assembly. Lineage: Eukaryota; Metazoa; Chordata; Actinopteri; Gobiiformes; Gobiidae.
AUGGCCUCAUAUGGAAAGCUCAAACCGGUCAGCGACAACUCAAAUGAGAACUUACUGAGCUUUUUUCCUUCCAAGUCAAAAGGAACACAAAGGACAUCUCUUAAAGUACUUCAGCCUUCUGCAGCAAAUAAAGAGUUGGGAAGAGCAUCACAGGGAUCGAAGUUCAUUCCCAAGCGAAAACAGUGGGUUCCAGAUCAAAUCAAAGGUCCAAAGAGGGUGAAGGUUGAAGUAAAAUCUACUCAAACUGAACAUCAUGAGUCUACACACACCGAGACAAAUGAGGCGUAUGAACUAAUGGUCAAAGAAACCCCACCCUCUAUGUACUGGAAAGAGGUGGCAGAGGAAAGGCGUAAAGCCCUGUAUAAUGUUCUACAAGAAAAUGAGAAGCUCCACAAAGAAGUCGAGACAAAAAAUUGUGAAAUUUUAACGCUUCAGAGUGAGAAUGAAGAGUUGCAAGAACUGGCACAACACGUUCAGUACAUGGCUGACAUGAUAGAGAGACUGACUGGGAAGAGCCCGGAUAAUCUUGAACAACUCCGAGACCUUGCCCUUGAAGCUGAAGCGUGUUUGGGGGAGGAGGCUCAGGAUUCACUUGAACAAACUGAAAAUGCAGAGGAAGAUGAAGAAUCGAGUGACUCUGAAUACUUGAACCAAAGUGACGUGGAGGAUCCAUCUGACGAGGAGUCUGAACCCGAGGCUUCACAUGAGCAGGAAUAA